Messenger RNA from Eruca vesicaria subsp. sativa (arugula), 1464 nucleotides. Lineage: Eukaryota; Viridiplantae; Streptophyta; Magnoliopsida; Brassicales; Brassicaceae. The record is from the annotation of a GenBank genome assembly.
AGAGAGGGUAAGAACUAAGCAGUUUCUUCUCUUGUUUGUGUGUUUAGAGUUCAAAGGAUAGAUAGAACAAAAAGGCUUGAGAGAGAACAAAUAAAAGACAGUGUUCGAUCUUCUGGUCUCAUCGACCAUUUUAUUUAAAAUAAAAAAACUUCGCAAAAUCUACACACUUCCUUGAGUUUGAAUCUAUCUAUACAGAUUCAAAGUUCUGUCUUUGGUUUCAUGAAGUUUCACCCUUAAUCGAUUCUGGUAUUGUGGUAGCCAAAGCCGCUGAAUUUAAGUUGCAGAUCUUGAGGUGUAAAUGGAAGAAGUGAAGGGACAAAGAGGAAGUGGAACCACAGAGGCAGAUUUUGUGUUGCAAUGGGGAGAGAGAAAAAGAGUUAGAUGCAUGAAAGUGAAGAAAGAUCAAAGCCUUAGAGAUGGCAAGUCAUCUGCUUCUUUGCCUAAGCGCAAACUCAUGCCCCGAGCUGUGUCUUCUGAGAGAGGCUCACCUUCUCGCCAUCUUAACCGUCCAAACAAGAUGGUAGAUUCUCCAGGUAAUGUUAGGAGAUCGUUUGUGGCAUCCCCUGAGAAGGAAGAUAGAUACUACACAACGAGGGGUUCUAUGGGUGGUACAGAUGAGAAUGGAAAAACUAUAAGGGAACCUGUGAAGGAAAACAAGAAGCAUGUGUGGCCAAAGUUGUUUAUAACUUUGUCAAAUAAGGAGAAGGAAGAAGAUUUCUUGGCUAUGAAAGGGUGCAAGCUUCCUCAAAGACCCAAGAAACGACCCAAAUUGAUUCAGAAGACAUUGCUUCUGGUGAGUCCAGGUACUUGGUUAUCAGAUCUGGGCAAAGAGAGGUAUGAAGUAAGAGAGAAGAAGACUUCAAAGAAGCGACCAAGAGGAUUGAAGGCAAUGGGUAGCAUGGACAGCGAUUCAGAGUGAAGAACAGCCGAACAAAGGUGGCUUAAGAAAUAUUCAAGAUUGUUGAAGGCUAGAAAGGAGACAAUGCACAAGAUUCUGUUUUUGUUUAUUUCGUUACAUUUUCAGAUGCCUCUGUUCUUCUUCACAGUUAUUUCAUGCAUCCCAAGAGUUACAUGAUGAGAAAAUGUUCUUGGAGGAAAUGGAUGAGUUAACAGUGUAAUGAGACCUCCAAACACAGAUCAAGAAAGAGAUUACAUAUUUUAUUAUAUUGGAAACGAAAUAUGAGAAAAGAUUAGUGUCUGAAUAUUAUUACAACACAUCAACCAAAACUGGAGCUACCACCACCAACUCAUUUACCUAACUUGUAACAGGUCUCCUACUACCUUUGUUUUCUCAGUUACCAAGUAGUUAUUCUACAUAAAUCUGUACCUGUCACACUAGUUACAAAUGGAAACAUGAUGCGUGAGCCAUGCCUGCAAAGAGCUUCCUCCAGUGAAUUUCAUCCUCUCUGGAAACAAAUAAAACCUUUCAAUCCAAGAUCCACCAGACAACGGCCAGCUACCAGA